GCGAUGGAGUAAGCACUCUUGUUUAUAGUACAGGUGUAUUGACAUACGAGGCUAGUACCUGCGGAUAAGAUAAAGAACACUUCACUAGCACUCGUGUUAAUUUGAAUUACCCACCAAUAUAAAAGUAAGGUUCUUUUCUGGUUACAAUAUGCACUCGUCUGCCCCGCCUCUGUGUGUCCUGCCUCCGUAAGACGCGGAGCAGCGCCGUAAUACCGCAAUCAGUCACGGACAAAGGUCACGGGCACACAGCUCACAGUGGUAAACAACACAGCGCUAUACAUACGCUGACCAGGACUUGACCAGGACUUGACCAGUGGAACUUUAUAUCCAGUGUCUACAACAUCAAUCGGAAUUAUGAGAAUUGAUACUCCAGUAGUACAGAGGCAUGCGGCCGAGCUGUCACCAUUCCAAAGGGAAAAACUCGAGUACUACUUCAAGUUUUUUGAUGUCGACGGCGAUGGUUAUCUGAUGCAAAAAGACCUGCCACUUCUAUUCAAGAAAAUCAUUGACUACACAGGGUGGGAGAAGAACUCAACAGCUGCUACAGAACUCUAUGAAGUGCACGAGACAUUCUUUGAGGUGCUGCACGAAAAAACUGACAUCAAAUCAGAUCUGAUUGGUCUGGAUGCGUGGAUGUUGCUAUGGGAACAUAUGAUACCCGGAUGUAUGAGCAUGCAUAAUUUCCCUAUUUGGCUCCGCCUACUUCCGAGGUCACUGUUCCGGGUCAUGGACACGAAGGAUGACGGGGUGCUAGACGCACAGGAGAUUCGGGAGUUCUACGAGUCGUUUGUAAAGAUUCCCGAGGCGGAAGCUGGUGAACUAGCCUCACGUGCCUUCAACGAGAUGACUGACUAUGGCCGCUACCCGCUGACCUUGGAUGGGUACGAACAAAUCUUUGCCAACUUCCUGUUGGGGCGGACAAAAUACGGGCCCGGUCGAUACAUCUUUGGCUGCUUCGAGCACUCUGCUGAAGAGAACUCUCGUCUUAUUUCCGGUCCACCAAAGGCGAACGCCGCGGAAGUCACAACAAAAUUUCCAAGAAGGGCAAGUGACGCAACUAGAGCUCCGUUGCGCAUGUACAGGAAGGAGUAGUACCGAAAGUCAUAAUAUAGAUCAACUACAGAUAAUGCUUGGCUGGCAUUACAUUGACAUCAUUCCUGCUCAACCAAUACAUUGGAAAAACUCAUUGGAAUGAAUAUUACAAUAACAAUAAAUAUAAUUAGGCGAUGUAUUAUAUACUCAUAUAUACUGUAAUUAACCGAUUGAUCAUUUAAACAUACAUAAGUAAAGGAUAUAUAGAUCUGUUAUCAUUCUCUCGUGAAUUAAAAUCGCCUUAUUCACAUGUGCUCAAUGUUAACAAGGCAGUAUGGUAGUCAAUAUUAAUUACUUAAGGACGCCUGUCCCACUGCAUUGUGGUCUUUCGUAUAUACAUUUAUCGCACCUUAACUUCCGGUUGGGCCACUUCCGUUGACCAGGUAGCUCAGUCGGUUAGCGCAAUAGUAUAGCCUGAGGUCCUGAGUUAGAUCCAAAUUCAGCCCCGCUGUUGUUUUACAUUCAGAACACUGUUGUUGAUUACAUUUUGUUUAUUUCAUCUUCAACAUUUUUCAUAAAUGUCCCUCAAGGUAUGGUUUUCGCUUCGAAAUGAUUAUCAAAGCUUUUCCGUCUUUGCGUAUUGCAGAGUUAUCUUCUCUUUAGAGCAGGGAUUGAUUGUUACGUCAUUGGUUUGU
Mizuhopecten yessoensis (Yesso scallop) is the source of this 1727-nucleotide messenger RNA. RefSeq names its product sarcoplasmic calcium-binding proteins I, III, and IV-like. The coding region runs from base 355 to 1092 and encodes 245 amino acids. Gene Ontology annotation, molecular function: calcium ion binding. NCBI's taxonomy places the organism in Eukaryota, Metazoa, Mollusca, Bivalvia, Pectinida, Pectinidae. The transcript is spliced from 6 exons. The record is from RefSeq and is a predicted model, not a curated record.